AUGCCUCCAAACCUGGUAGUCGCCCUUGCAAAGCUGCUGCAAGAGUACGGAUACUGGCUGCACUCUUACAUUGAAAAGAAGCCAAGACGAGUUCGGUUCAUGCUGUCCGCCUGCAAAGUCAACUCGGCGCCACAUUUCGCUCUUUCGCACGACGGGUCCAUCAACAAACACAUUUCUCGCUACGAAAUCACUGCUGUCUUCACUCAUCCAGACGCUGUUGUCGACGUUGUUCUGGUUCACGGCCUCAACGGAGACCCCGAGAAGACAUGGACAUCUUCUGAUGCCAAACGCGUCUUCUGGCCUGCCGAGCUACUCCCCCAGUCCCUGGGAAAGACCCGCGCCAACAUUUUGGUCUACGGCUACAACGCGGAUGUUUACACAACAGGAAAAAGUAGCAAAAGUGCCAGCGACAACUUCAUCUCCCAGCAUGCUCAGACUCUGGUCACCAAUCUCACCCUCUACCGCAAGAGCGAGCGCACGUCCAAUAACCCCAUCAUCUUCGUCGCGCAUAGUCUAGGCGGUCUCCUGGUCAAGCGUGCCCUGCUUUACUCCAAUGAUGUCAGAGACAAGAACCAAGAGGACGCCAGGUCCAUCUUCGUCUCAACUUAUGGAAUCAUCUUUCUAGGUACUCCCCACACUGGCUCAGACAUGGCAACAUGGGGGCUCGUCUUGCAGAAAAUGGCAGAUGCCAUAGCACCAAGAAAAGUAUUCGAAAGCGAAUCCGUCCUCCUCAAGACGUUGAAAAAGGACAAUGAGACGCUGGAAAACAUCAAUAAUCACUUCCUCGAUGUCUACCAGCGGUUUCAGAUCCAUAUGGCUCACGAGAACCACAAGACGGAUGUCAAAGGCACAAAGAUGCUAGUGGUUGACGCCAAGUCAGCAAGUCCGCAACUGCCAGGCGUCACUUACUACGGUAUCGAGGCCACCCAUUCUGGCAUGUGCAAGUUCAACAGCACCAGCGCGCCUGGAUAUAGAAAUGUAUCGACCGCCAUUCGCGACUGGGCAGAAGAAGCCCCGCCAGUGAUCCGAACUCGCUGGGAGAUCGAGAUAGACGACAGGAGAGCGAGAGCCCAGUCAGAAGCAGUCGAGAGGAUGCAUUUAAGUAACGCCCUAUCGACACAAGUCUCAUCGCCGACUGCCAUUGCCGACACUAUGGGCUUCUCUCCAUUUGCCUCGGUGCGGGAAUCGUAUACGCCCCGCCCUAUUUUUGUCCACCCUGACCGAUUUCGGCCCAAUUCGUUCUUCAAAGGGCGCCAGGACGAGCUCCGUAGUCUCCACAAGGUGUUGACGGACGCCAAGAGACGAUCAGAAGGCACUUCUGCCGUGCUGAUUCAGGGCAUCCCCGGGGCUGGAAAGACACACUUGGCUCGUCAGUAUGUAUUCAACCAUAAAGACGAUUACCCGGGUGGAAUAUACUGGAUCAGAUCGACCAGUCUGCAAGACAUGGAGGAUGGGUUUUGGCACAUCGCGAAAACGGAGGCUAUCAGGGGUAUGGCUGCCCAAGAAGAGAAGAAGGACUUGUUGAACCCUCAAAAGAUGGUCGAGAUCGUUCGGAAUUGGUUCAACGAAUCAGAAAACUGGCUCCUGGUGUUCGACGGCAUCCGUUUUGGCGACAAUGCUGUGCUCGACUUCAUUCCCGACAGACCAAACAGCAGCCUCAUCUAUACGUCGACAGAGCGCGCCGAGGCUGGUGCAUAUCGUCUGGAUAAUCCGAGCAUCAUGAAGCUAGGUCUUCUUCCAGUUCAAGACGCGCAGGAAUUGUUGCUCGAAGAAAUGGGAAAGAAACAGCCGUAUACGACUGACGAUCUCAGGCGGGCCCAAGACUUGGUGCAGCUGAUGGGCCGUCUCCCCUUGAUGAUCCAUGCUGCGGCAUUGCAAAUGAAUGUAACACGAGAGCCCCUCGCCAAGUAUCUGAAGUCGUUCAGAGACAUACCGAGAGUGGGAAUUCUUCCCGCCUACAAGACAAUCCGAGACCAACUGCAAAAGCGAGGCGACGUCGCCGCUCUAAAUCUCAUAUACAUACUCUCUUUCUUCAGCCAGUCGAUGCCAGUCGAGAUGCUGGCACUUGGACUGAAGGCUCUCGAUAAGCGCACACCGGUGAAGACGGAAACCACACGCCACAAGAAAAGCCUGACUCAAACUUUGGUCACGUUAAUCAACUUUGCCCUCAUUGAGCGAAACGAAACAGACGACAUUCCUUCCUCCAGCUCACAAAGCACUCGUCAAAGCGUCGAGCUCAUCCCCGAGCCAUUGGAUACGCUCCGUGUGCACAGCAUCGUACAAGCAUUCUUCAUGGAACUUCUUGCCGAGGAGCGGCAGUUGGAAUUCUGGUUAGAACGCGCUGUCCGAGUCUUCUGUCAAUCACUCGAUGAAGCCGAUGCCAGAAUGGGUACCGACCCCGAUACCGGCUUGCCGGAUGACUACCGGCAAUACGUAAGACAUGGAAAAAAGCUGAUGGAGCAUCUCGAUCGUCACGGCCAUUCUCACAAGCAUCACAAAGCCAAGGAGCAACCUAAUUCGCAACGAGACAACCCGGCAGACUUGGUUACGGCCAAAGCUGAUCUCGAAAGACGUCUUGCAAAACUUCCGAGAGAAAUUGACAAGCUACAGAAAGCCGUAUCAACAGAUAUCGUAGACGGCAACAAGACCGCCACGCACUCUUCUGUAUUCGAACGCACGUGCAGCAUAUCGUCGCAGUCAACAGAGGCUUCCAACGGCACGAACUUACCGAAUCGCACUUAUUCGGAGGAUGUCGAGUGCGAGUCUCCGCUUCCCUUCGUUGACCCGAAUCAUUUCCACAUGCCGUAUCGUUCAUUUCCGGAGGACAAUGAGCCCCGGGCCGAAGACGAAAGAUCCGAGGAUCGGACCAUUACUCCGUAUCCUCCGGAUGUGGUGGAGGGCCCGAACCCAAAUUCUUCCGAGUCGGAGUGGACCGUUGUUUCCAAGCACCGCUCUUAUCAGUCGGGAGUCCGCCCGCGGUCUCAUCACUCCACCUCAGUCUUCUAG
This is a messenger RNA of Colletotrichum graminicola M1.001, 3006 nucleotides long. RefSeq names its product LipA and NB-ARC domain-containing protein. The coding region runs from base 1 to 3006 and encodes 1001 amino acids. The transcript has 6 exons. The record is from RefSeq and is a predicted model, not a curated record. NCBI's taxonomy places the organism in Eukaryota, Fungi, Ascomycota, Sordariomycetes, Glomerellales, Glomerellaceae.